GAUGGUCCCUCCCUCCGUCACUCCACCCCACCCCAGCAGAGCAACGGAGAAAGAGGGAGGAAGUUUACAGAAUUGAAUUUGCUGAAUCUUCUCAGUCUACUUUUUGUCUUAACUUUCAUUUAGCCUCUAAUCUACAUUCAUCGGUCUCUACUUUUAUGACACCAUCGCAUUAACUGGUGAUUUGUACACUGUCACAACUACGACCGACAGAUCAGUGAGUAUCAGCAGAAAUGGAAGACGGGACUCUACUGCAGAACAUGCGCCAAGCGCCCAAACCAAGUACUCCUGUGCUUGUCAUAUCCAAACUCAUCAUGACUGCCUUGCCAGUCGCCCAGAUCGCAAUAGGUGGUAUGUUCCUGGAGAACUGCCCCCAGCAGCGCUAUAUCCCCAUCUACCUGGUGGUGACGGGGGUGUUUGCCCUGGCCCUGGCUGUCCUGUCCUGCCUACCCUGCACCAGGGAGCAGGAUGAGGGGGAACAGCAGAGCCCUCUCAGCAGCCUUUGUACCGCCUGGAACUCUCUAGUGUCACUAUUCCUCUUCUGCUGGUUCAUAGCAGGCAACGUGUGGAUUUACUCUAUAUUCCCUGCAAACUAUAAUGAAGAAGAAGCUCUCCACUGCAACAAAAACCUGUAUCUGUUUGCCUUCUGGACCACCACCCUGGUAUAUAUCUUUCUGGGCAUGCUCAUGGUUGGGGGCUGCUGUGUGCUUGUCUGCAUGUGUCUGUGUGGUGGAAGGGGGCUCGGCUCGAACAAUGCCGACGUCUGAGGGGGAGGCGAAGGGUGCAUAUCUGGGUUCAAAUAUUAUUUGUUUUCUUGCAAAUGCUUUAGUUGUGCUUAAUUGAGCUUGCCUGACACAUUGGAACCAAUGGAAUGGUCCCAGAAGUACAACCCCUACCCAUCUGGCACUCCAGUCUGCUAAAUCAAACACUGAAAAGUAUUUAAAGAAAACAAUCUUAUUUGAACCCAGAUCUAUUGGGUGGGGAGGGCAUGGGGAUCAGGGCUCUGUUCAGGAGGGAGUUGUGUUUCGGAACAUUCAGAUAUAUUUUGUAGAACAGACAGUUGGAUUGUGUGUCAUGUUUGACACGGAAGCAUUUGUUUUAUUCCUUGAAUUUCUAUAUGCACUGUUUUGAACAUUAAAUGUCAUUGAAUACACCUCUGUUGGGUGGGGAGUGGUCCUAUUCAGGUCCUGGUGCUCAAGGAGGGUUCAACACACACUGCACAUUGCACUAGCAUUGUGAAAAAUUAUUAUCCAUACUACCAUGCCUUCUAACCUUUGGUACUCACAACCUGUCUGUAUGUGUGUCAAAUAAUCUGCUUCAUAUUACCAAAUGUACAUUGUUAAACGCUAAUCUUUCUGUAAUCUCUCUCUGGUCUAUUCUUUACUCUGUAUAUUCCAGCAUAAAUAAAUGUAAUCCAUAAUGUAAUGGCGCCUCCACAUGAAUACGACUGUCGAGAGGAGAAUUUCACCCCGUGGGCGUAAUGUACUGAGAAUAAAGUGACAGUUGUCUUUCUCAGUGUGCUAAAAUAAGAUGUGUCUGGAUGUGCCUCUGCCUUUUCAUUAUAAGGAAAAAUAGUCUAUUUGAAAGAAAUGUUUGCGAUGCAAGUUGUUUUCCUGUGUAACGUAAUGAUUGUGUGUUGAUUAACAGAAACAUUCGUUGACUGAGUAGUAGAUUUAAUAUAUCAUGCAUGUCAUUUGUUCAACAAUACAAAAUCACACUUUUAGCAAAUAAACAUAUUCAACCGCUCUAGUAA
Oncorhynchus tshawytscha (Chinook salmon) is the source of this 1750-nucleotide messenger RNA. RefSeq names its product transmembrane protein 272-like. Lineage: Eukaryota; Metazoa; Chordata; Actinopteri; Salmoniformes; Salmonidae. The transcript has 5 exons. Bases 231 to 764 code for a protein of 177 amino acids. The record is from RefSeq and is a predicted model, not a curated record.